Molecule: messenger RNA, 1374 nt
Organism: Caenorhabditis bovis
Lineage: Eukaryota; Metazoa; Nematoda; Chromadorea; Rhabditida; Rhabditidae
Source: the annotation of a GenBank genome assembly
AUGACGACGCUCGUCGAAUUCGUGCCAGAAGAAGAUACUCUUGCGGUGAUCACCAUCAAAGAAUCGCAAUCGGCGAGUCUUCGCACGACGAAUGCUAUUUUAUUAGCGCUUCUGCUCAUUGCUUCAUAUUUCCUCAAUAUCUUGUUUGUCGUCGCAGUACUGAUUACAAAAUCAUUCCGUACAUUGAUCAAUCUAAUGUACUGUCAUCUAAUCCUUGUGAAUCUGAUUGAUCUCUCAUUUAACGUCUUGUUUGCUCUUCUCUAUGUUGCAAAUGGAAAUUGGAAUAUGAGCGAUGGUUGGUGCAAGUUCAACGUUGGGGUUCAAAUGUUUGUCCACACUCACACCUUAUUUGUGCUGAUGUUGAUUGGAGUAGAAAGAGCUAUCGGAAUGUCGUUCGGCUGGCCUUAUAUCCCUAAUGCUGAUAGAGCUGUCAGUACGGUAAAAAUGUUCAUUAUCAAUCUGGUUAUCGCGUUUUUCUCAUUUGUUUCGGCUUCAAUUCUCUUCAUGAAAAAUAUUCCAGUCAAACCAUUCCGCAAUCGAUAUGUAUGCGGAAUCGAUAGUGGCGGCUCGCUAAGCUACGCUGUAUUCAAAAUCGCAACCUAUGUUUUUGCUCUAAGUAUUUUGUUUAUGUGCAUUGGCACAAUUCUCAAAAAGCGGACGGCGGCUUCAUUGCCCCAAAGCACCCAAGAGUAUGUCGAUUUUAUUCGCCGAAAUCGUGGAAUGCAAGAGCACAAAUCCAAGGGAAAAUUGCUGGUUCUUCUUCUUUGUGUUUUCAUUCUAAUUGAAGGUCCCUAUAUAGCACUCUGUUCGGUUUACGAGAUUUAUAAUAGUCAGGAAAUGAAAACAGAAGGUAUGGACAUCCCACAAGACGCCGAUACCCUCAUUACAUGGCUAAAAUUUGUGUUCCCGCUUAUAUGCCCGAUAAUCAUGCUAUCAUGGUGCAACGAUAUUUGGCUUAAAGUGAAAGAGGUUAUGUGCUGCACCUCGUAUGAUCCGCCGACUAUCGGACACUACGUUCCAUUCAGAAUGACAGAUGAAGUUUCGCCGGUUCCCAGUGUUAUGACGAUUGUGGCCACCGAUGAUGGUAUUAGUAUCAAUGAAGACUCAAAUCCUCGAAGCUAUACCAGAAGCAAUCUGGCUACAGGAGUUACACAUUCAGCAGCGCCAAGAGAAGUUGAAAACCCAAUCUCAUCAACGAAUGGAGCUCCGCGGCCGGCAACACCAAAACCACCAUCACAGCCAGCGCCAGUGCAGCAAUCGCCGCCGGAAAACCAGGCGACACCAAAGCCCACUAAAAAAAGUUUAAUUCCAAAGCCCAAAGCAAAAAAACCUUCGAAGAUGGUCAUAAGGAAAAAGGUUAUUGCGACAAAAUGA